Amyelois transitella is the source of this 2443-nucleotide messenger RNA. RefSeq names its product zinc finger and BTB domain-containing protein 41. The coding region runs from base 88 to 1290 and encodes 400 amino acids. The transcript is spliced from 2 exons. NCBI's taxonomy places the organism in Eukaryota, Metazoa, Arthropoda, Insecta, Lepidoptera, Pyralidae. The record is from RefSeq and is a predicted model, not a curated record.
AUUUUCAAAUCAAAGGAUAUAGGACGAAAAAUCAAAAUAUAAACAAAGCAAGUUACACGUUUUGCUAAGCGAUUUCAAUUUCAAAUAAUGGAUUUUUCAUAUGACUGUGAUAUAAAGGAAGAAACGGAAUUCGUUGUAUAUCUGGAGGAUUCAAAUGAGUUGUGUAUAGAUGAGGAAAUUCGAAAAAUAAACCAGUUUGGGAUAGAAGAAAUUGUCGCUGUAGGCUACAAGCACUUGGAUGAUUUGCAAAGGUGCUUUCGUUGCAAUAGACUUUUUAUAGACAGCUACAGCCUACAGCGACAUAACAUAACACAUUUAUUUGUGCAACUAGUCAAAUUGCCCGAUGAAAUAUUAGGCUCCUAUGGAUCAUUAAACAUUUUAAGGGUUGAAAUGAACCAAACAAACUUACAAAACAAUAUAAAAUUGGAACCUGUAACAGGUCCUGAUGAUAUAGUAAUAAAAUGUGAAUAUAUUGAGUUUAAUCCUGAGGACCAAUGUAUUGACAACAUUAAGAAAUCUGAUAAUAAUAACGAAUUUAGCUCAAAAUGUAUUAAAGAAAAUGAAAAAACUUCUAUAAAUGCUGAAAUUAACACAGUUGAAGACAUCAAAAAAGAAAUAACUGAAGACAAUAAUAAUUUAGAGCAUCAAGUAAUUAUUAACAACUACGAAACUACUGAUAAAAUUUCCGAAACGAAUAAUAUCUCUAAAGAUACAGAACAUCAUACAAAUGAAGAUUUAAAAAAAAUAAUAAGCAUAGACAAUAACAACGAACAUCUACCAAUAACGAAAAGACCACACCAAUGUGUAAUUUGCCAUAAGACUUUCAAUUACAAGCAUUGGCAUGCGCAUAUGAGUGAUGUACACUCGCAACGAACAUAUCAAUGUGACAUUUGCAAAAAGAUAUAUAAAUGCAAAAAGAAUUUGAAAAGACACCCGUGUCUGGUUGGUAAUAAAAUGAAAAGAAAUAAUAACGAAAAGAGUGCGAACAAGAAAAUUGAAAUCGUAAACAUUGGGAAAGCCGAAUGUAGACAAUGCGAUGCUACUUUUGACAGCAAAGAUUGUAUGCAAAAACACGUAAGGAACGUACACAGUAAGCCUGUUCAUUGUGAAAUUUGCAAUUCCAGAUUGGCAAGUGAAGUUUAUUUAGCAGCGCACAUUAGGAGAGUCCAUUACGAUGACGGGAAAGUCCAUAGUUGUGAGCUGUGCGGAAAGAUAUUCAAGUCCCCUAGAUACGUUACUGUUCAUAUGAAAAAUAGUCAUUAUGUUAGCUCUAAGAAGAAGAUAAGGUAGUUCAAGUAUCGAGCCAGUCAAUACUGCACACCCUGGUAACUUAGUUUCCGGUGUAGGAGGAACUAGGGCCCAGCAGCUCCACUCCGGAAUACCCGAGAAAUGGGCCAGGCGACCCUUGGAACAUUCAGUAAAAUUGCCAAGGAUAGGUGUGAUCAAAAUGGCAACAUAUUAUCAAAUCUUCGGUUUCAUAUUGGUUUAAAAAAUCAAUGUAAUGUAAGCUAGCUCCUAUUACUGUUCUUUCUUUCUCUCUCGCACAUCUUUUCUCCUGUUUUCUUAAUUCUCCACUUCCUGCUACAUGGAAACAUCUGUCAACGUUUGUAAAUAAUGGGGUAGACGUCUCACUUUUUUAUUUUGUACAUCUUGUCUAACAUUGGUGCUGCGUGGUUUCCAGCACUAGUAGGAAAGCGAAUAAGACCACUCCAUCUCUUUCCCAUGGAUGUCGUAAAAGCCGACUAAGGGAUAGACUUAUAAACUUGAGAUUCUUCUUUAAGGCCUGUCGCUAUUUGAAUCUCAAUACUAUCAGUAAGCUUAACAGCUCAACAUGUCCUAUCAGUCUUUCAAGACUGCUGGCUUUGUUGUGUCUUCCCCGCAAGGACGUGAUUAUAUGAAUGAAUGUAUGUUGUUGUAUUGUUAUUGUUGUGGAUGAAGCGAAGGAAGUAUGUAGAGAUUGUGGCAAGUGGAAAUAGGUAGUCUCUGCCUACCCCUCCGGGAAAGGCGUGAUUUUAUGUAAUGUAUGUUAUCUAACAUCUUGCUCACAAGAUCUAUGCAGAAGGCAACCAACGGACAAUAUGGCUUUUCUUUUGAGCACCACGAAUUUAGUGAAAUCAUCAACUAUUUAUGACUCUGAAGGUAGUUAUAGCCAACAGGCUUCUACAGGACAUGACCGUUCCAGCGUGGCUAGCGUGGUGCGCGCGUUAACUUUUUAUUUCCCGCGCUUAACUAUCGCUGUCCCAUUACACGUCAUAAUAAAAAGCGAAACAGCGAUAGUUUAUCGCGUGCUAUGCUACCCCUGUUGAGUAGGAAAUUUUAUGUCACCCAUGAGAAAAAAUGAUGUGCUAGUGAAAGGUAUUAAAUUUUUCUUAAUGUUUGCAUUUCUUGAUUGUUUCAGUGAUUCUUUGCAAAUAAAUUUCUUUUACAUUAAAGUUUAGCUCUA